Trifolium pratense (red clover) is the source of this 5118-nucleotide messenger RNA. RefSeq lists its product as uncharacterized. Bases 1 to 5118 code for a protein of 1705 amino acids. The record is from RefSeq and is a predicted model, not a curated record. The transcript has 4 exons. Lineage: Eukaryota; Viridiplantae; Streptophyta; Magnoliopsida; Fabales; Fabaceae. Gene Ontology annotation, molecular function: RNA-DNA hybrid ribonuclease activity; nucleic acid binding.
AUGACACUGCUGUGCCUGCUCCUGUUCUUUCACCUCAACGGAAAUCGUUUGCUCAAGAAUGUUUGCGACGUUCCGGUAGGUAACUUCUCUAAACCGUGCUUAAAAGGAAAGAGGUUAUCUAUUAAAAUACCGGAGGAUUCUUACAAAGCGGGUUUGGAUAGAUGCAAGAACAAUCUCCAUGGCCGUUUGAUCAUGGCUAAGGGAGAUAAGCCUUUGCGUUUACAUGAUAUUCGCGAGAAGCUCACCAAAGCUUGGGCUCCGGUAAAUAAAUGGCAAAUCACUCCGUUGGGAAAGGGCUUUUAUGAGUUUUAUUUUCAAAAUUGUGAAGACCUCAAUCGGGUUUGGAGCAUCGGAACAUGGAAUCUUAAGCCGGGUUUGUUGCGUCUGUCUGCUUGGUCCAGUGACUUUAAACCUGAAAACUUGAAGGUUACUAAUGCUCAAAUUUGGAUUCGUAUUUAUGGUUUGCCACAAGAAUAUUGGAUGCCUACGACUCUUUUUUCCAUUGCAUCUGGCAUAGGUACACCUCUUUCUUUGGAUGAAGCAACUAAACAGCGCACCAUGGGUCACUUUGCGCGCAUUUUGGUUGAUGUUAAUCUUGCUGAGGAGCUGCAUUAUCAGAUUCUUGUAGAAAGGGAAGGCUAUGCCUUCUUUGUUGACAUAGAUUAUGAAAACUUGCCAUAUUUUUGUGAACAUUGUUGCUGCAUUGGCCAUUCUAUUGACAAGUGUAGAAACAUUAACAACAAGGCAAAGGACCAAAAGAAAAGUGUGGAGAAGGUUGUUCCUAACAAACCUAAUCCAAAAUUUGUCCCGAAGCAGAAAAAUAAGAACAAUGAACCUGUCCAGGACAAUGAGAAAAUAAAUGAAGAAGUCUCUGAUUAUGAAUCUUUACAUCCCGAAUCUGAUCAAGAGAAUGCGGAAGUGGUGAAAGACACUUUUGUAGAACCUAUAAUGAAUAAGGAGAUGCGUGCAGAUAAUGAUAAUCAUGCUGACAUGAUUGUGAAGCAUGCAGAAAAUGACAAAAAUGUGGAUGUCACUGUGGAUCAUGCACAACAUCAUGAAAUUCUGAAUCCUCGGAUAGUAGAGCAAACAAGUGACAUUCCAGUUGUUCAUGAGAAAGACCGCCACUUAGAUAAGAAUCCAUCAUCAUGGGCAGAUGAAGUUGACGAUUCACAUGAUGAAGGAGGGGAAUACACUGUUGUCACCUCAAAGAAAGGCAUUGGAAACCUUGACACAAGACCUCUUAAUCUUAAAAGAUUUUCUCUAAACUUUAGAAGACACGGUAUUCCUAAUCUUUGGGGGUUUUGUGACCUCAAUUUUGAUCCCUUGGUGCUUCAGUUGUCAGAACAACACGUGGCUUUCUCUCUUACUUUUGAUCAACAAACAUGUUAUAUUGCUGCAAUCUAUGCUAGUACCUCCCAUGUGAAUAGGAGAGAACUAUGGUCGGAGCUUAAUUCCCUUCAAUCUCGUUUUGUUGGCCCUUGGUGCAUGAUUGGUGAUUUUAAUGUUGUUUUAGGUGCUCAUGAAAAAUAUGGCAGAUGUCUACCUAAUAAAACUUCUUGUGAUGAAUUCUCUAAUUGGACCAAUUCUAAUCAUCUUAUUCAUCUUAAUACUCUCGGUAACCAGUUCACUUGGGCCAAUGCUAGGAGAGGUCCUGCUUAUGCUGCUCUUCGUUUGGAUAGAGUCAUUUGCAACUCUAUGUGGAUUGACACUUGGAAUUUUGUCUCUUGUACUCUUCCUAAGGUUCAAUCUGAUCAUCACCCUCUUCUUUUUAAUUUUGAUUCUGAUGUUCAAACUUUUCCAUCUUCAUUUAAGUUUCAAAGUAUGUGGAUGUCUCAUGAUGAUUGUAAGCGUGUUAUAUCUGAGCAUUGGAAAAAAGAUGUUGUUGGUUGUCCAAUGUUUAUUUUGCAAGCAAAAUUGAAAUCUUUGAAACCUAUUCUUAAAUCUUGGAAUAAAGAUGUUUUUGGUGAUGUGAACACCAAAGUGUCAAAUGUUGUUGCUAAGGUUGAUUCUAUUCAACAAAUUAUUAAUGAUUCUGGAUACACGGAUGCUUUAGGUGAUGAAGAAAAACUUGCUCAAGUUAGUCUGAAUGAUGCUUUAAGAGUGCAAGAACAUUUUUGGAGAGAUAAGUCAAGGUCCAAGUGGUUUGUUGAGGGGGAUAGAAACACUGGUUAUUUUCAUAAGCUCACUAAAAUAAGGCAUAUAUCAAAUAGAAUGAUUAGACUCAAGGCAGGGGAUAAUUACAUUGAAGACAUUAAUGAUAUUGAAGAUCAUGUGUUAAAUUUUUACAAAGAAUUAUUUGCUAGUAACAAUAAUUGUGCUCCUACUGAUAUUAUUGAGCGCACUAUACCUCAUCUUAUAACUAUUGCAGAUAAUGAUAUGAUGACCAAAAUUCCUUCUUUUGAAGAAGUUAAACAAGCUGUUUUUACUAUGGAUGGUUCUUCUUCACCCGGCCCUGAUGGUUUUGGGGGAUGUUUUUUUCAAAAUUAUUGGGAUAUUGUUGGCAGUGAUGUUGUGGACUCGGUCACUCAAUUCUUCAGUCAAGGUUGGAUUUUACCCAAUCUGAAUUCUAGUCAUGUGGCUCUUGUUCCUAAAUUUCCAGGUGCGGAUACUAUUGAAAAUUUUAGACCAAUCGCGGUGGCAAAUUUUCAAUUCAAAAUUAUUACAAAAAUUUUGGCGGACAGACUUGCGGUGCUUGCUCCUAAAAUUGUUUCAGAACAUCAAAGAGGGUUUGUACAAGGAAGACAUAUUUAUGAAUGCAUUUGUAUAGCCUCCGAGGCCAUUAACAUGUUGGACAAAAAAUCUUUCGGGGGUAAUAUGGCUAUGAAAAUAGAUAUUAAAAAGGCUUUUGAUACUUUAGAUUGGAGUUUCCUUCUCAAAGUACUACAGGCUUUUGGCUUUAAUCAUAAAUUUUGUUCUUGGAUUUCCACUAUUCUUCAUUCUGCAAAAUUGUCUCUCUUGGUUAAUGGUAAAACUGUUGGCUUUUUCGGCUGUUCUAGAGGAGUCAGACAAGGGGAUCCUUUAUCCCCUCUUCUUUUUUGUAUUGCAAAAGAAGUGUUGAGCAGACAUCUUUCUCUUCUUGUGGAUGAUAACAAGUUAAGUUGCAUUACUUCAGGUAGAACUAUUCUUCCUAGCCACUCUUUUUUUGCUGAUGACUUGAUGAUUUUUUGUAAAGCUACUAAAAAAAAUGCUAGAAACAUUCAUGAUUUGUUGGAAGAAUAUGGUGCUAACUCGGGCCAGAGGGUUAGUCCUCAUAAGAGCAAACUUUAUGGAGGCUCUAUUAGUCCUACCAGAUUAAAUACUUUGUCCAAUACUCUUGGAUUUUCUUUGGGUUCAUUGCCUUUUGACUAUCUUGGAGUUCCUAUCUUUAAAGGGAAGCCUAAAAACAUUCAUCUUCAGGCUUUAGCAGAUAGAGUCAAAUCUAAACUAGCUUCUUGGAAGGGUCAUUCUUUGUCUAUGAUGGGAAGAGUUCAACUUGUUAAUUCUGUGAUUCAUGAUAAGAAGAAAUUGGUCACUCUAUCUUGGGACAGAGUUUGUACUCCUACUUCAGCUGGUGGUCUUGGGUUGAGAAAACUAAAAGACAUGAACAAAGCUGGUUGCCUUAAACUUUGUUGGGACUUGAUUAAAUCUGACAAACAAUGGGCUAUCACUCUUAAAAGCAGAUUUUUUCGUAAUUCUAGUCCCAUCAAUCAUGCGAUUUCAUCAUCUAUUUGGUCAAGUUUGAAACAUGUUUUACAUUUGGUUCGUGAUCAUAGUAUUUGGCAAAUUGGUAACGGUUUAUCUACUUCAUUUUGGAAUGAUAAUUGGCUUGGUUACAAAUUAAAAGACUUAAUUUUGGAGCCACUUCCUAAUCCUAUUUUGCAUCUGGUGAAUGUCAAAGUUGCAGAAGUCGUUCAUAAUCAAGUUUGGGCUUUACCUGAAAUUUUUAAACAACAAUUUCCUAUUAUUACUUGCGAUAUUCAUGCUCUUUCUCUCCCAUCCAUACCGGAACCAGACGAAUUAGUUUGGGAAGAUUCUAUCUCUGGAGAAUUGACUUUUAAACUUGCAUAUUCUUGUGGUAUGCAGCCCCCUCAAUGUUUAGGUUGGACCAAGUUCAUCUGGAAACUUUUUAUUCCUCCUUCUAGAUCUUUAGUUGCUUGGAGAAUUAUGCACAAUGUUAUUGCCACUGAUGAUAACUUGAUCAAAAGAGGCCUCACGAUUGUUUCUUAUUGCAGUCUUUGUGGAAGUAGUUACGAAACUGUUACUCAUUUGUUCUUGCGCUGCCCCUUUAUAAUGCAGUAUUGGAACUGGUUAUCUUCUUUGCUAGGCAUGCCUCUUGAUCUCUCAAAUUUUGAUUCCCUUCUUGGCAUAUGUAACAAAGGUUGGAGUCCUCAAUUACAUGAUCUCAUUAUUGCAGCCAUUGUCAAUAUUUUGUGGAAGGUCUGGAAAUGCAGGAACAAUGUCAGAUUUAAUGAUAUUUAUCCCUAUUUUUCUCGUGAUCUGAUCUAUGUGAAAAGUCUUAUUCAUCAAGCAGCUCAUUAUUCCAAAGGUCACAUGUACUCAUCUAUAAAAGAAUUUUCUAUCCUCAAGCAUUUUGGUGUUGAUUGUCAUCCUCCCCCUCCGCCAUCUAUUAAACAAGUCAAUUGGAUCAUGCCUUCUAGUUUUUGGGUGAAGUGCAAUACUGAUGGAGCCUCUAGAGGUUCUCCAGGUAUUUCUUCUUGUGGUGGCAUCUUUAGAGACCAUCUUGGUACUUUUUUAGGUGCAUUUUCGGCUAACAUUGAUGUUGCAACCUCUCUUUAUGCUGAAAUUUGCGCUGCAAUUUAUGCUAUUGAAUUUGCUUCUGCUAAAGGAUGGACCUGUCUUUGGCUUGAAUGUGACUCUAUCCUCUUAGUUCAAGCUUUCACUAAUGUGAAUGUGGUCCCUUGGAAGCUGAAGGUUAAAUGGAAAAAUUGUCUUCAUAUCGUUAGAAAUUUUCGUUUUAGAUUUUCUCAUAUUUAUAGAGAAGGAAAUACUUGUGCAGACAGAUUAGCUAAUGCGGGUUUUUUUGUUAAUGGGUUAGUCUGGUGGGAUCAAUUACCAAGUUGCUCUAGAGAGAGUUUCUUUAGAGAUAGAGUUGGUUUGUCUAAUUAUCGCUUUCGCUAA